GGAGGCGGCCUCACUCCUUCCCUCCCUCCCUCCCUCCCUCCGGGAAGAGAAAAUCAGCCUUGGGGAGAAGGAGGGUCUGUUAACUUUCCAGGGUCUGUUGACCUUUGAAGAGGUGGCUGUGUAUUUCACCGAGGAGGAGUGGGCUCUGCUGGAUCGUGGCCAAAGAACUCUGCACAGGGAAGUCAUGGAGGAGAAUUAUGAGAUGGUGGCCUCUCUUGAAUCAGACCUCAGUUCCUGUUGGGAAGAAGAAGAUCAGCUGAUACAAGACCCCAAAGAAGAGGAGACAUCAGAAGAUAAGCCUGUUGCAGUUGUUGUUGGUGCUGAGAGCAACAGCCAGUUGAUGCAGUCACUUGUGUCGCAGUUUGUUGUUCCUGAGAUGGUGAAACUAGAAAGUGAAGUUUACAAGGGAGGCUUUGUGCAUGGGGAGGCGGACAAUGAGACGCAGUACCAGUUGCCCACAGCCACAUUUGCAGAACAGCAAGUGCCAUGGUUUGGCUUUGAGGAAGCUUGUACAUUUGUGAGCCAGAGUGGUAGAAACGUUGUUGUACAAUGCAAUUACUGCCUUCCGCGGAUCAAAACUCUAAGAUCAGCUAUUUCCACCUCAUCCAAUGUGAAGAAACAUUUAGAGAGAAUGCACCCUGAGAAGCUGAGAGCAAUUAUAAGUGCAAUAAAGGCAAGGAAACGUGGCCGUUCCGAACCAGUGCAUGACCCCCCUCCUCCCAAAAUGCUGAAGCAGCAGCAGACAACCCUUGAGAGGUGGGGAUCCAGUAGGGAGACUGUCACCCAGAGCAGUCUCGACAAAAAAAUCAUUGACUUCAUCAUAGAGGAGACAUUGCCACUUCAGAUUGUGGACAAACCAUCAUUCGUUAGUCUGGUUCGAACUGGACUCCCAAAAGACCUCGCCAUCUUAUGUUCCAAGACUCUGAGAGACAGAAUUGAGAAGAGAGCAUGCCACAUGAGAGAAACGCUUGCCAACCGCAUGGGUGCUGUGGCGUAUGUAGCAACCGCUGCAGAUUGCUGGACCAAUGGCAAGAAGAGUUACUUUGGGGUAACAGCCCACUGGAUCAACCCAACUACCCUGAAACGUGAGGUCGGGGCCUUGGCUUGCAAGCGUCUGAAGGGGCGCCGUACGUAUGAUGUCCUUGCAAAUGCACUGCACGAGGUCCAUGUGCAAUACAGGAUUCACAACAAAGUUGUGUGCAUUACCACGGAUAAUGGCACCAACUUUGUGAAAGCGUUCAAAGUUUUCAUGGACAAAGAACCGGCAGAAGCUGCAGGCACCAGUGACGAUGACGAAGAUGGUGAUCACGAGGAGGAGGCUGAGACGGAGUUUGUGCCCAUCUCUGAGAUCCUGGACACAAGGCUUAAGGCAGAGGAAGAAGCUGUAGACUCAGGAGAAUAUUUUGUUUUACCACCACACCAGAGAUGUGCUAGCCACACCCUCAACCUGGUGGCAACACAAGACAUAGAGGCCAUGCUUUCUGACUCCUCCAAAACUAGUCCACUUGGUUCUUUCAAGAAACACUUUCGUUCCUUGAUGGGAAAGUGCAGCAAGUUGUGGUCCAAGCAGAGCCAGUCAGCACAGAUUGCUGAGUACAUCCAUGAGCAGUGUGGCAUGUAUCUGAAGGUACCAAACAAGACCAGGUGGAAUUCCACCUUUGAUGCUCUGAAGCAACUACAUGAGCUCCUGUCAACUGUGCCACAAAAAAUGGACGCCGUAAUGGACCAGUGCUACUUGCCCAGGAUCACCGCUGCUGAGACUGUAGUGGUGCAGGAGUAUACAGAGGUCAUGGAGCCACUUGCCCAGUCCCUAGACAUCCUGCAACGGGAGAAUGGCAUGCUCAUGGGAUAUUUGCUACCAACGCUUUACAGUCUGGACCGCAAGUUAGAGUGGCUGGAAAACAAGCCUGUGAGGUACACCUUCUGUUUCCAGCUGCUGAGAGGUGUGCGCGAAGCCCUACGACAGCGGUUUGCAGCUGUCUGGGAGGACAAGAGGCUUCUUCUGGCGGCCUGCCUACACCCUCGCUUCAAACUAGAGUGGCUGGAAUCAGGCCAGGCCACCACCCGUACCAACAAAUGCACGAUGGAAGCAUUGUUGAAAGCCGAAAUAAAGAUGGGUGCGCUUCACGAGGACCGCGGUCAGUCUUCAGACAAAGACCAGGAAGGAGACGCUUUGGAAGACGCCUUCUUCAACAUUCAGCCCCAGGGCAAGAAGUCAGCGGUGGACACCGCGGAGGAGGAAUUUUUGAGGUACCUGAGGUCUCCCAGCAGGGAACUGUCGUCGCUGCAUGGCUUUCCACAUGUGCUACGCUGUUUUUUGCAGCACAACACGGGCGUGCCUUCAAGCGCCACGGUAGAACGCCUGUUUGGCCCCAGCGUCAAAGUAAUGACGGUAAAAAGACGCUCCUUGUCCGACGUGCUCUUUGAGCAUCUUGUUCUCUUGAGACUUAACGGAAGUGUAUUGUGAAAGCGGCGUUUCAAGCGUAAAAUUUGAUUUCAUAGUGAAAAAUUAUACGUGUGUUUGGGUAUCGUUAUUGCUGGGGGGUGGAGGUGAGAUUCUGUUACGCAGUUCUGUUGAUCUUAUGGAUAAAAUUUUUUAUUCUGCUA
Messenger RNA from Rhineura floridana, 2607 nucleotides. RefSeq lists its product as uncharacterized. The coding region runs from base 185 to 2467 and encodes 760 amino acids. The transcript is spliced from 6 exons. NCBI's taxonomy places the organism in Eukaryota, Metazoa, Chordata, Lepidosauria, Squamata, Rhineuridae. The record is from RefSeq and is a predicted model, not a curated record. Gene Ontology annotation, molecular function: DNA binding.